CCUAGUUGGUGGAAUAUAUUUUCUAGAAGAGAAUGCGUCACAAGGAACAACUUCAAUUUUCCAUGUCGAAAUCUCUCGCUUGAUCAUCUUCGUGUUGAUCCCUUCCAAUCCACUCCGACUCCAACUCCCGUCACCAACUCCUCCUCCCAUUUCCACUCCUCAAUCUCACUCACCCACUUGACAUUAACUUCCAACUCCCUCCCUCUCUCUCUCUCUCUCUCUCUCUAAUGUACCCCAAGAAUUCAACAUCACCAGUCGCACAUCUCUCCCCUCUCCUCUAAUCCCAUCCAACAAGGCCCACGAUGGUCGAAACCUCAACGCCACCGUGCCGGUUCAACAGCAACCGGCUCGAAAUCAAGCGGUGGAUCCCAACCCUAUUCUCCUCCCACAAAACCCUCUUCACCUUCCUCUGGAUCGCCGCCUUCGCCUCCGUCUUCGUCUGGCAACGCGACAUCGUCCACGGCUUCCCCAUUUUCCGGCGACUGGCGCCUGUAUCUGACUUGCCGAGGCUCCGUCCGGUGACCUUUAAUUUGACGGAUUUUGGUGGGGUCGGCGACGGCGUGACGCUUAAUACGGAGGCGUUCCAGAGGGCAAUAUUGGCAAUUUCUAAGCUGGGGAAAAAGGGUGGCGGCCAACUUAAUGUGCCGGCGGGGAGGUGGCUGACGGCGCCGUUUAAUCUCACUAGCCACAUGACUCUAUUCCUAGCUGAAGACGCUGUUAUACUCGGAAUCGAUGAUCAGAAGUACUGGCCUCUCAUGCCUCCAUUGCCUUCGUAUGGGAAAGGGAGAGAACAUCCUGGACCUCGAUAUGGAAGUUUGAUUCAUGGUCAAAAUCUAAAAGAUGUCGUUAUUACAGGUCAUAAUGGGACCAUUAAUGGACAAGGGCAAACAUGGUGGAAAAAGUAUCGGCAGAAGCUCCUCAACAACACCAGGGGUCCACUUGUGCAGAUCAUGUGGUCAAGUGACAUUGUUAUUUCUAACAUCACUUUACGCGAUUCUCCUUUUUGGACACUACAUCCAUAUGACUGCAAGAAUGUGACUGUUAGAAAUGUUACCAUUUUGGCUCCCAUUUUUGAAGCUCCCAACACAGAUGGAAUAGAUCCCGAUUCUUGCGAGGAUAUGAUAAUUGAGGACUGUUACAUAAGUGUGGGGGACGAUGGCAUUGCAAUAAAGAGUGGUUGGGAUCAGUAUGGCAUUGCUUACGGGCGCCCCUCAAAGAAUAUUCUCAUUCGAAACCUUGUUGUCCGCUCUAUGGUCAGCGCUGGGGUAUCGAUAGGCAGUGAGAUGUCUGGUGGGGUCUCAAAUGUCACCAUCGAAAACCUUUACGUGUGGAGUUCAAGGCGUGCUGUUCGGAUCAAGACCAGUCCUGGUAGAGGAGGUUAUGUUCGACAGAUAACAUAUAGGAACAUAACCUUUGACAAUGUACGUGUUGGGAUUGUCAUUAAAACAGACUACAAUGAACACCCCGAUGAUGAUUUUGAUCCCAAGGCGGUCCCGGUGCUUGAGGACAUAAGCUACACUUCAAUUCACGGUGAAGGAGUUCGCGUGCCCGUUCGCGUGCAAGGGAGCGAAGAAAUUCCGAUUAGGAAUGUAACUUUUAGGGAUAUGUCAGUGGGGAUAACAUAUAAGAAGAAGCAUAUAUUCCAGUGCGCCUAUGUUGAGGGCCGCGUCAUAGGGACUGUUUUCCCUGCACCCUGCGAGAACCUUGAUCUGUACGAUGAACAAGGACGGCUUGUCAAGCGAUCUGUUUCACAAAACAUGACAGAUAUCGAUUAUGACUUCUGAUAAUACGGCCGGGUUUAUUUGUUUUCUCCCUGUUUUUUGGUUCUGGGGCAUAUUUUCUAGUGGUCAAGAAAUAUGUGUCAUCCACGCCCAGGCACAUUGGUUGGCCUGGAUUAAAGUUAGGUUUUGUCUUGUUUUUAGGAGUAUACUUCAUUUUUUUUUUUUUCCCUUUCUCCCUCUGUAACUUUGUUUUUUUCAGGGAUUGUAUAUACUGCAAGAUAUUCGUAAGAUUACACGAUACUGUUAAAUUUGUGCCA
Rhododendron vialii is the source of this 2038-nucleotide messenger RNA. Its product is annotated as probable polygalacturonase. Gene Ontology annotation, molecular function: polygalacturonase activity. The coding region runs from base 303 to 1784 and encodes 493 amino acids. The transcript has 5 exons. The record is from RefSeq and is a predicted model, not a curated record. Gene Ontology annotation, biological process: carbohydrate metabolic process. NCBI's taxonomy places the organism in Eukaryota, Viridiplantae, Streptophyta, Magnoliopsida, Ericales, Ericaceae.